GAACCGGAAAUGAGGCAUUUGGGUCCGUUCAACCCUUGCCUAACCCCAUGGCGCCGCUGUCUCUGCCACCCCGCGCGCCGGGGCUUGAGGCGCGACGCAGGCGCUCUUGGACUUGUUCCCUGGGAGGGGGCGGGGCGCCAGGAAAAGCCAUGCUGGCUGGAGACGCCGGCUCGGCGCUCGGCUUCUUUCUGCGCAGGGUCCGCGGCGGGGCGCGGGGCGCGGAGGGUUGUGCCCGCAGGAGGCACUUCGGGCUCCCCGGGGUCCAAAAGCCAGCCGGAAAGCGAUGCCUGGGGAAGCAGAGGUUCUGCCCGUCGGGAGCCCGCUGCGUGCAGACUGGGGACCGCACGUUUGCCGCGCUGCCCCGCGGAGCGGCCCGGGGGCUUCUCGGGGUGCCCCCUGCCCCCUUCUCCGCCCGGCUGCCUUAUGGCACGGCUCCUCCCAGCGGCAGCCCCCCGCCGCCCCGUCCGGGUGGAGAGCCGCGCUGCGGGGUUAGCGAAGCCCUCCUGGAGGUCUGCCGGCGGAGGCACUUCCUCAGGGGCGGAGAGGAAGCCCCGAAGGCCGCCUGGGGCUCUUGCCUGAGGGGCGACCACCGGGGCUUUGGCCCCCUGGGAGUGGACCUGCGGAAGAACUUGGCCGCUCAGUGGUGGGACUCGGUGGUGGUCGCCUUCAGGGAGCAGGUGCUGGGAGUGGAGGCUCCGGUGCUUCGCCCUUCCAGCGCCCUCGGGGAGGCUCUUCGCGUGGUGGCCCCCGGAGCCCUUUGGGGAGCCUGGGAGGAAGGCCGGUGGAGCCCAGAAGAGGCGCGGGCCGCCCUGCCGCGGAUGAUGGAGGCCUCCGCCGUGCUGCGGGACAGCCUUCUCCACGGUGCCUUAGAGCACUAUGUGGAGUGCCUGGAAAUGGUAAACAAGAGACUCCCUUUUGGAGUUGCUCAGAUAGGAGCGUGUUUCCAUCCUGUGGCAGAAACAGAAAAAGAGAAUCAUGUGAGAAUAGGUGAAAGGACAGUGGCCUCUCUGGUGUGGUACAGCUCUGGCCGAACUGCAGGACAGUGGCUUGACUAUUGGUUACGCCAGCGCCUCCAGUGGUGGAGAAAGUUUGCAGCAAGUCCUUCCAGCUUCAGCAGCAAUGAUUAUCAAGAUGAAGAAGGAAGAAGAGGAAGCAAUCUGUAUUACAGUUUUCCUUGGGGAACAGAAUUAAUAGAAACUCUGAGGCACCUGGGAGAUAAGGAACUGUUGCAAAUGUACCCAGGAAGAGAAUCAGUACUACACGUUCGAGACGGGCGGAAGAAUGUUGUCCCUCAUGUCCUGUCUGUGAGUGGCAAUCUGGACAACGGAGUGCUAGCAUAUCUUUUUGAUGGCAUGCAGUUGGCUGAAAAUGCUUUAACCAGAAAGAAGGUCAUGCAGAGAAAAGUUCUUAAGCUUCACCCAUCUUUGACCCCAGUCAAAGUAGCUUUGGAUGUGUCAAGAGGCCCAACCACAGAGUUGAGGCAGGUAUGCCAAGGAUUGUUCAAGGAGUUACUUGAAAAUGGGGUUUCUGUUUGGCCUGGAUAUCUUGAAACUACACAGUUGACUUUGGAGCAGCUGUAUCUAAAGUAUGAUGAGAUGAGCAUUCUUUUCACUAUCCUGGUCAGUGAUGCCACACUGGAGAAUGGUGUAGUCCAGCUGAGAAGCAGGGACACCACAAUGAAGGAAAUGAUGCAUAUAUCAAGAUUAAAGGACUUUUUAACAAAAUACAUUUCAGCAGCUAAAGAUGUAUGAGCAACAUUAAAAGACAAUUUUGUAUCUUC
Pogona vitticeps (central bearded dragon) is the source of this 1780-nucleotide messenger RNA. It is a transcript of the gene POLG2, whose product is annotated as DNA polymerase gamma 2, accessory subunit. Gene Ontology annotation, biological process: mitochondrial DNA replication. Gene Ontology annotation, cellular component: cytoplasm; mitochondrion. NCBI's taxonomy places the organism in Eukaryota, Metazoa, Chordata, Lepidosauria, Squamata, Agamidae. The record is from RefSeq and is a predicted model, not a curated record.